CUGACGGAACAUCCUCCGGAGCAGGAGACGAAGCUUGCGGAGCCGCGGGUCCGGCUGGAGAGACGGGGGACGCCGGGCUGAUCGGCUGGAGCCCCGGGGGCUGAAACAUGGGCCUGCUGGCGAGGGUCCGGAAGGAGUGGUUCAUCAUCGGCAUCGUGCUGGUGAUCCUAUCCGCCAAACUGCAGCCAGGCUUCGGCGUGAGAGGAGGUCCACUGAAGCCAGAGAUCACCAUCGCCUACGUCGCCGUCGCACUCAUCUUCUUCAACAGCGGCCUGUCGCUGAAAACCGAGGAGUUGACGAGCGCGCUGCUUCACGUGCGCCUCCACCUCUUCGUGCAGUCGUUCACGCUGGUCUUCUUCCCGCUGGCCAUGUGGCUGCUGCUCCGAGUGCUGGGGCUCACCUCCAUCGACCAAUGGCUGCUCAGAGGGUUACAGACGGUGAGCUGCAUGCCCCCUCCGGUGUCGUCCGCCGUUAUUCUCACCAAGGCGGUCGGAGGCAACGAGGCGGCCGCCAUCUUCAACUCUGCGUUCGGGAGCUUCCUGGGAAUCGUCGUGACUCCGGUGCUGCUGCUGAUCUUCCUCGGCUCCUCAUCGUCCGUUCCCUUCUCCUCCAUCUUCUCUCAGCUCUUCAUGACGGUCGUGGUGCCGCUGGUCCUGGGUCAGGUGUGUCGAAGGUUCCUCAGGGAGUUUCUGGAGAGGAAGAAGCCUCCGUUCGGCGCCGUCAGCAGCGCCGUCCUCCUCAUGAUCAUCUACACCACGUUCUGUGACACGUUCAGCAACCCCAACAUCGAGCUGGACCCCACCAGUCUGCUGCUGGUCGUCCUCAUCAUUUUCUCCAUCCAGCUCAGCUUCAUGCUGCUCACGUUCACCUUUUCUACCAGGGCUGGUUCAGGAUUCAGUCCUGCAGACACUGUCGCCAUCAUCUUCUGCUCCACACACAAAUCAUUAACCCUGGGCAUCCCCAUGCUGAAGAUCGUGUUCGAGGGCUACGAGCACCUCUCCCUGAUCUCGGUUCCCCUGCUGAUCUACCACCCGGCUCAGAUCCUGCUCGGCUCCGUCCUGGUGCCGACCAUCCGCAGCUGGAUGACCACGCAGCAGAAGUCUAGUCUGUUGUUGAGAUAGGGCCGCGUUCCAACACUACUGUCCUGUGGCGAAGACGCAGCCGCCGCUCCAGCCCAUCUGACGGAGAGGGAAUCGGUGUUUCCAUGGUUUUUUGCACUGCGAUACAAAGUGGACUGUGGCGGAGUCACGUGUGCCUUACAGCAACCAAUCAACAGAGACCUCAGCGUGGCGAAGGAGACGAGUUGCCUUGAUUUUCUCAGUUUCUACGUGAAUUGUAUUUCCAACUUUUAUAUUUAAAAGAAGCUAAAGUACAUGAUUUAUUUUUGUAUGGAAUAACCCAAAAGAAUCCUGUUUGGGUUUUUUUUGUAACGAAGAGGGUUUGUUAUGAAUAACACGCCAACGGGGACGUGGCGGGUGGAGUUACUGGGACCAUUGAUUUUUUUUUUUUUUUUUUCUUGCUAUUUUCUACAUUUUUCUACAAAUGUGAAUGAUUCCCGCACUUAACUUAUCGAUAUAAUCAAACUAAUGCUGGACGAUCCGACUUUAAAUGUACGGUGGAAUAUUGACAGCUUGUUUUGAUUGUUUUACACUUUCAGAUAUAAGCUUUUGUAUUUGUGGAGGAAGGAGCAGUCCUGAGGUGAAGGACUAAUGUUGAACGAAUGAUCGAUCCAAAUAACGAAGGUACAACAUGCGCACUGUUGUAAUGAAUCUAAUUUAACAACCAAAAUAUCAUCGUUCUUCCCGGAUCUAUACACAUUCUUAGGUUUCCUUUUUUUUUUUUUUACAUUAUUCACAAAUGUACUUAAACUGUACGUAUAUUUGUUCUUUUCUACGUUAUUUGACGUACACGUCUGAUUUGGACCAAGCAGGAAGCAAGAGGAGAUUUCCAGAACCACACAGUUUACUCUACUUAUGUCCUGACCUCAUGUAGUGUUGCUUGUCAGAAAAAUUUAACAUUUUGAAAUAAAACAUUGUGAGUAAUUUGUGAAACUCGACAGUUUUCAAUACAAACAAAACAACAAAUAAACAUUUAAACAGACAUGGACGGCCGUCCUCAGAUUGACACAUUGUUGAAACAUGUACAUUCAGCCCUUUUAUAGGCUGCUUUCUCUAUGUUGUUGCUAUCUCUAUGCUAAAUCUGUGAGAGAAAGGAAUAAGGAGUAUCAAAUACAGAAUGUUGGUUAGUUGUGCCGCUUUCUUUGCUGCUUGAGCAUUACCUGUUGAAACAGAAUCAACUUUAGUUUGAGCUUCUCACUUACAGUCAGAUAUCACUGUAGGGAGUAAAAAUGGCUCUUAAUAGAAUUAGGUUGUUGCUCUGGCAGUAUAGAAUAUGGCAUUAACGAUGCCAUAUUCUAUACUGGUCUUAGACAGAGAGGCUGAUCCAAUUCCAAGCUAUCUAAUUUCUUUGAGGAGAAAUAAGCCCCUGGUCGUUGCACUAUACUGUUGUCAUGUCAUGUAGACGGAUCCGUGCUCUCCUUCCGAACGACGUAUUGCUGCUCACAUUCGUAUCAUUUUGUCUUGGUGGGUCUACAAAUUAAUCUGUAUGUAUAAUUUUUCCUUUUGUUUAUUCCGUCAACUGAAAACUUUAAAUCCAUUUUAAAGAGAUGAAUGUUAGAGAAGCAGGAAGAAUCUGAAAUGUAGGCGACGUUUAAAGUGCGAUUGAUUUUCCAGCUGUUUAUUUUUACAAUUUUGAAGAUGGUGAGUUUGGUAUGUAUGGGUAUUGUUUAUUUAAAAAAAACAACUAUAAGGAAAUAAAAACUUUACAUUCUA
Messenger RNA from Limanda limanda (common dab), 2831 nucleotides. RefSeq names its product solute carrier family 10 member 7 (gene slc10a7). The transcript has 13 exons. The coding region runs from base 108 to 1121 and encodes 337 amino acids. Lineage: Eukaryota; Metazoa; Chordata; Actinopteri; Pleuronectiformes; Pleuronectidae. The record is from RefSeq and is a predicted model, not a curated record. Gene Ontology annotation, cellular component: plasma membrane.